Messenger RNA from Brenthis ino (lesser marbled fritillary), 1491 nucleotides. NCBI's taxonomy places the organism in Eukaryota, Metazoa, Arthropoda, Insecta, Lepidoptera, Nymphalidae. The record is from the annotation of a GenBank genome assembly.
AUGUACGGCUGCACACCCGGAGGUCCUGGGUUCGAGUCCCGGGUCGGGCCAAGUUUAGUUAUUGAGUCUUCUUGUAUAGUAAGUCUCAGUAACAGCCCGGAGUUGGGAAGUUGGCGGUGUUUCACCCCCGUGCCUCGGAGAGCACCUCGGACAGCGGAGUCCGAUGAGGAGGCUCCAUCUCUUCACAUCAUGGCUAGAUCAUUAGUAUAUAAUGUCGGCGAGAAGAAGGGUAUCUUUUGCAAAGGAAAGAAUUUAAAGGAGUCUAUCGAGUGGUACUCGCCAUCCGGCAAAGUCGAAGCACUGUCUUCUAAAAACGACAGAGUGUUUGUAGAGAGACAACGAAACGACACAUUGCCACUCAUCAUCAUCAGCGCUCAGCUCGAGGAUACCGGCAACUGGACUUGUAAAUCUGGUGAACUGGAGCAAACGCUUAAAAUUGUUGUUGGUGAAAAAGUAAACCUAAGUCCAAAGGAACAAAAUUUAGAUGGUGAAGAGACUAAAUCUAUAAAAUUUGACUGCGUAGCAAAAGGUCACCCACGUCCUGUCGUGCAAUGGUACAAUGCUAAAGGAACAAUUACUGAUGAGCGAAAAAAAUAUAUUCUCAAACAAAAAGGGGAUAACUAUCAAUUAGAAAUCAGAAAUUUGACUCACCUCGACACAGGCGAAUAUUGGUGCAAAGCUACACAAGAGGCACUGUCUUACUAUAGCUUGAAACGUGUAUUUCUUACUGUUCAACACAAACCUAUUAUUUUCAACCACGUCACACAAGAAAUGUACUACUCUAAGUACACUACUGAAGAAGUUUACGCUAUUAUGAAUGAAACUAAGAACAUCACAUGCAGUGUCACCGCACAUCCUCCACCUACCUUUAAGUGGAACAAACGAGUCAACAACUUUGAUGAAGAAAUAAACGAAGAGGAUAUCUUUGAUUAUAGCCCUAACCCUUCCAACGGUACCCGCAGCUACUCAGUACUACAACUCAAGUUAUACAGCGAAAAUGACUUAGGAGAAUACAAAUGCUCUGUUUCCAAUGAAAAGGGUCACGUCUCUAUUGUGUUCCAUGUCCAAUUAGGAAAUAAGCCAAAUCCACCAGAUUCCGUUACAUUUGUGUCAGCGACAGCAUCUGAAUUAACAUUCAACGUCACCUGCUCUACAUGUAAUUUUGUUGAACAAGAAGAAAUGUCUCCAAACCCGGCUAAUUUAACUGUUUUAGGAUAUACUUUCGAGCUUGUUCCAGUCCGUACAGAAUACCCUGCAGAUUGGAAUUCAGCAACAGAGUUUAACGUUGACAUUAAAUAUUCAAAUGAUACACUUUUCUCGGUGGGCCCACUUGCUAACAUGACGGCGUACCACGUCCGCGUAAGCACACGCAACGCUGCAGGAAACUCGGAAUGGUUUGAAAUCACCGAAACCCCCUCCACAAGUUUUGCUACCACAAUGUUACUCUCUUUUACGUUAUUCCUUGCCACCGUUCUUCUUAAUAGCUGUUAU